AUGUCAAAGUCACUAGAAUGGGAUUCCCUACAAAAUAAAUUACAGCCAUGGAUACGUACCGCUGUAGAUGUGAUGGGGUUUGAGCAUAUGACACCCGUACAAGCAUCGACGAUUCCAUUACUUACAGGGAAUAAGGAUGUCGUAGUGGAUUCUGUAACAGGGUCAGGUAAGACUGUAGCAUUUGUUGUGCCAAUACUGGAACGAAUUGUGACAGAAAGAGCAGCAAUAAAUACAAAGAAAGGUCAUUUCCAUACAUUAAUUCUUUCACCAACUAGAGAACUUGCUAAACAAAUUCAAGCUGUCAUUGAUUCAUUUUUAGAUCAAUACCCAGAGGAAACUGCUCAAAAGCAUCCGAUUAAAUCACAACUUAUUGUGGGUACUGAUAGUAUGAAUGUACGUGAUGAUGUGAAUUUCUUAUUAGAAAAUAGACCUUUGAUAUUGAUUGGAACGCCAGGGAGAGUCUUGGAAUUUUUCCAGGAUCCUCGUGUUAAGACUACUUCAUGUAAUAUGUCCAUAUUAGAUGAAGCUGAUAGAUUGUUAGAUAGUAGUUUCCUAGGAGAUGUUGAGAAGAUUUUACGAAUUUUACCUAAGCAGAGAAGAACAGGUCUAUUUUCAGCAACAAUUAAGAGUGCAGGGAAUGAUAUCUUUAAGACAGGGUUAAGAAACCCUGUUAAGAUUACAGUUAAUAGUAAAGUCUCUGCUCCGUCAACAAUAUCGUUCAAUUACUGUUUAGUGAAACCACAAGAAAAGUUACAACAAUUACUUCAUAUACUGGAAAAUUAUAGAUUUAAGAAGUGUAUCGUAUAUUUUCCAACUUGUAUUUCGGUUCAAUUUUUUUAUUCCUUUAUUACCUAUUUACAAAAGAAAGAAUCAUCAAGCAAUUAUAUAUCGAAUGAUAUUGGCGUAUAUUCUUUGCAUGGUAAGUUACAAACAAGUUCUCGUAUGAAGACAUUGACUAAAUUUACAGAAGAUCUUACAAAUUCUGUACUAUUAACAACAGAUGUUGCCGCAAGAGGUAUCGAUAUCCCUGACGUGGAUUUAGUGAUACAGAUGGAUCCACCUACAGAUACAGAUCAUUUCCUUCAUAGAUGUGGUAGAACUGGUAGAUUAAAUAGAAUAGGUAAAGCAAUUACAUUCUUAAACCAAGGUAGAGAAGAAGAUUAUAUUGAUUUCUUAGAGAUUAAAAAUAUUAUCUUAAAACCAGCAAAUGAAUUAUUGGCACAAAAUCCAGAUAAUGAAAAAUUUUAUAAUGAAAUGAAGUCGUGGUUAUUAAAGGAUAGAGCUAGAUUCGAUCACGCAGUAAGAUCAUACGUUGCAUUUAUCAGAUAUUAUUCUAACCAUUCUGCAAGUUCUAUCUUUAGAUUGCAAACAUUAGAUUAUGUGGGUCUUUGUAAAUUAUAUGGUCUUUUCCGUUUACCAAGAAUGCCUGAAAUCACUAAAAAUUUCAAAGAUGAAGAUCCUUUGAAUCCUGGUAACAAGAUCACAUUUGGAGAUGGUUGGUUAGUUGAUCCACCAAUAGAUAUUAAUUCUUUUGCAUAUAUUGAUCCAAAACGUGAGCAAGCUAGAUUAAAAGAUUUGGCUAAUCUUGAAAAAAUCAACGAUAAGAAAAAACUUAAGUUCGAACUAAAGAAAAAAAAUAUGGCUUGGUCAAAUAAUAGUUCUUCAAAGGAAGUGAAAACGAAAAGAAGGGAGAAGAUGCAAUUGAAGAGAAAAGCUAUUGAAGAAGAACUUGCUCGAAACGGAGGUGAUAGUGGUUCAGAUGACGAAUCUAAUAAUGAUUGGAAAAAUGACAUCUUAGAGUCUAGGAAGAAAAGGAAACAACACAAUGACGUUCAAGGUCAAUUUGACGACUUGUAA
Molecule: messenger RNA, 1857 nt
Organism: Maudiozyma saulgeensis
Lineage: Eukaryota; Fungi; Ascomycota; Saccharomycetes; Saccharomycetales; Saccharomycetaceae
Source: the annotation of a GenBank genome assembly